Molecule: messenger RNA, 1279 nt
Organism: Scylla paramamosain (green mud crab)
Lineage: Eukaryota; Metazoa; Arthropoda; Malacostraca; Decapoda; Portunidae
Exons: 4
Coding region: 16-396 (126 amino acids)
Source: RefSeq, a predicted model, not a curated record
ACUCGCCUUGCCGCUAUGCCCUGGUCGCAGCUCCUCGUCCCGCCUCACGUAGCGAUGGAUCAUGUGCUGGAGGUACCGUGGACGUGCUGUGGCAGUUCGGUCGUGUUCCCCGCCACCAUGGACCUGGAGUUCUACGGCGACCAACACAAGCCUGCCGCCAGGAUGUCCGCCACCAAGAAGGUGAAGUUCUCGCUAGAGCUGCCUGGAGUAGUGAAGCAGGAGCCUGUGGACGCCUCCUAUGACGCCCCUGCUGACCCUCACUGUGUGCCCUCCGCCGCCGGCCGCCCCCAGCAGGCCAUGCAGAAAGUGCCCGACAUCACCGAGUUGUCUGACCCCGAGUCUUCCCUAGACCGCACUCUUCACGCCCCUGGUUCUUGCGUUGACCAGAUUCCGUGAAGGGAUGUUCAGGGUUCAUGUAUCUCGGCGCCCAGGAUUGUGGAGGGACCGAAGUGGCCUGGUCCGCCAUGACUUCCAAGGUGAUCACGUCACCGCCCGAAGUAGUGCCGACCCCACCCCCGCGCCCCGACCUCGCCCUCCUGCAGCAGGAUUAAGGGGAAGAAGAGGGGAGCGAUGCUAAUAGAAAUAAUCAAAGGAAGCACAGAAUGGUUAUGCGAUAAAAAAAAAAAAAAUGUAUAUAUAAAAGUGUUGGGAAGCUUACACAGAUUUGGGAGAUAAAAAGAAGUUUAACAUGUGGAUGAAAUAAAAACCCACCUUGAAAAUAAUAGGAAAAAACAUUUUAUUUGCUUUGAUUAACCUUGAGAUGCACAUAACUACUUUUUUUCUUAUCCUGAAGGGGAGGGGCACGUCUAGAAGAAUUUGGUCGAUACGUGAACAAUAAUGCGAAAGUUGUAUUGAUGGAGCAAGGCCAGCCAGUCCUUGCUCCAUCCCAGUGUAGACUUUUCCCCGUGUGUUGGAGUCUACUACAGGCACUUUCCUCCACACUUGAAGGCAGGACACGCCAAGUGACACACCAGGCACAGAGGGAGUGUUCUGGCUUGCAUCAGGCAGCGGCCCAUGUUUCGAGACACUUUGGUCCCUCAUUAGGGCUGUUUUCGAAGACAGAUGAUGACUGGUCGAGUUCUCACGCUCGGUUAUUUUUCUCGCUCACUGACGGUGCAGAACCAUUCGGUGGCGAAAAGACAUGAGUGGUGGUGGCAAAUAAGAGAUACUUUUGUUUAUCUAUUUAUAUAUUUUUUGCUCCGUCUUUGUUUCUUAUUUGUGUGAGGGUCUGGACGAGACAGGAAUUCAUUAUAACGUUCCCUCCCCCGCCACCUCUCUC